Apis mellifera (honey bee) is the source of this 2586-nucleotide messenger RNA. Its product is annotated as oxysterol-binding protein-related protein 9. Gene Ontology annotation, molecular function: sterol binding. NCBI's taxonomy places the organism in Eukaryota, Metazoa, Arthropoda, Insecta, Hymenoptera, Apidae. The transcript is spliced from 13 exons. The coding region runs from base 51 to 2177 and encodes 708 amino acids. The record is from RefSeq and is a predicted model, not a curated record. Gene Ontology annotation, cellular component: cytosol; membrane; intracellular membrane-bounded organelle.
GUACUUAUGUAUAUCAUAUAGUCGUAAAUAACAGUGAGCAACAAAUAACAAUGUCGACGAUGGAAGGUUCACUUAGCAAAUGGACAAAUGUUGUAAAUGGAUGGCAAUACCGCUGGUUUGUUUUAGACGAUAAUGCUGGUCUUUUAUCAUAUUAUACAAGUAAAGAAAAAAUGAUGAGAGGAGCCCGUAGAGGAUGUGUACGUUUAAGAGGUGCUAUUAUAGGUAUUGAUGAUGAAGAUGAUAGCACAUUUACAAUUACUACAUCAUCAUAUAAAGAUGAUCCAAAAACAUUUCAUUUUCAAACAAGAAAUGCGGAAGAACGUGAACGUUGGAUUCGUGCAUUAGAAGAUACUAUAUUACGUCAUUCACAUGCUAGAUGGGAUCCUAAAAAAUCACCACCAAAACAAGAUUUUGAUCGCAAAGUAGCUGAAGCAGAUGCUUAUCUUCAAUUGUUAAUUGAUCAAAUAAAAUUAAUUGAAACAAGGCAAAGAUCUGUUGCUGUAGAAGAUGAAGAAAAGCAACAAAAAUAUUCAGCAAUUUUAACUCAAGCCAAUGCAAUGCUUAAUUCUGUUAAACAUACAAUUGUUCAGUUACAAAUUGCAAAGAAUACAGCUAUACCUGUAAAUGGAAUAUAUAGAGGACCCACUGAUUCAAUACAUGUUUCAUCUUCUUUAUCUCAUGUUGCUGUCAGAGAACCAGAAGCAACUGUACAGACUGGCAUUGAAUUAGGUUCUGAAUGUGUAGAACUAAGAUUACCUACAUUGCCAAAUGCUGUUGUGGAUAGAGAUCUUCCUGUACCUCAAUUCUCUUAUUCAUCUUCGGAUGAAGACGAAGAUUAUUAUGAUGCAGCAGAUGAAAUAUCACCUCCUUCUGUAAUACAAAAUCAUAUCAGUAUUAGAAGACGAGAUAGUGAACGUUCGCAAUCACACGUGGAUGUAUUAAAUGAAAAUCGGAAACAGCCUCCAUUACCCCCUACGAAAGGUGAUGGAUCAGUUGAUUAUGAUGCUCUUUAUGAAGAAGAAAGUGAAACAGAAAUGGAUUCUAUGGAAUCCCAUGGAUCUGUUGUAACUCACCUUUUAUCUCAAGUAAAAAUUGGUAUGGAUUUAACAAAAGUAGCAUUACCUACAUUUAUCUUAGAACGCAGGUCACUUCUUGAAAUGUAUGCAGAUUAUUUUACUCAUCCAGAUCAGUUUGUAAGCAUAGCAGAUAUGCCUACUCCUAAAGAUAGGAUGGUUCAAGUAGUUCGUUGGUAUUUAUGCAGUUUCCAUGCAGGUCGUAAGUCAGGAGUGGCUAAAAAACCAUAUAAUCCAAUAUUAGGUGAAAUUUUUAGAUGUUAUUGGGACAUUUCUAAUGAUACUAUGGAUAGUUCUAAUGAUACAAAACUAGUUGUUGGAGGUCCUGUACCUUGGUGCAAAGAAAAUCAGCUUUCAUUUAUUGCUGAACAAGUAUCUCAUCAUCCUCCUAUAAGUGCAUUUUAUGCUGAGCAUUAUGCAAAAAAGAUUAGUUUUGGAGCACAUGUAUGGACAAAAAGUAAAUUUCUUGGAUUAAGUAUAGGAGUACACAAUGUUGGAAAGGGUUGGGUGAAUGUUUUACAACAUGGAGAAGAAUAUGUAUUAACUUUUCCAAAUGGUUAUGGUAGAUCUAUCCUUACCGUACCAUGGAUAGAAUUAGGAGGAACUGCAACUAUUCAUUGUACACAAACUGGUUUUCAUGCUACUGUAGAAUUUUUGACAAAACCUUUCUAUGGUGGUAAACGUAAUCGUAUUACAUGUCAAAUUACACAACCAGGAGAUAAAAAACCAUUUGUUGUUAUAAAUGGAGAAUGGAGUGGUUCAAUGGAAGCAAAAUGGGCUGAUGGAAGAACUGAAAUAUUUGCAGAUGUUAAAGAACUUCAUACUCAAAGAAAACUAGUGAAACCAAUCUGUGAACAAGAAGAACAUGAAUCACGAAAAGUUUGGCGAGAUGUAACUGUUGGAUUAAAAAUUAAUGAUAUGGAAAAAGCAACAGCAGCUAAGUGUACAAUUGAACAAAAACAACGUGAUGAAGCACGUAUUAGAAAAGAAAAUAACAUUAAUUGGCAAACUAAGUUAUUCAAAGAAACCAAAGAUGGUUGGGUUUAUAUACAACCUCUUGCAGAUAGAUUAUAUUUUUGUUCCAAUCAAAUUGCUACAGCAUAGACCUGCAUUAUGAUUUGCUGCGAUUUUAAAUAUUGCACAGCACUAGAAAUUUAAGGCCUAAUACAUAUGAUAAUACAUAUGAUUAAUAUUCAUCAUUUUUAAAUUUAAUGACCGUGUUAUAGAGAAAAACAAAACUAAAAGGGUAUUAUAAAUUUCUCUUUAAAAAUUUUUUUUUAUAAGCCUGAUUAAGUACAAUAGCAAAUAUUAAAAUGCUAUACAAUAUUAAUAUUUCAUUAAAGGUAUGUAGAUAUUUUCAUAGCAGGCAAAUUAUUUUUUAUAAUAUAUUAACCAUCAACAGCUAUUGAAUUAAAAAAAAGAUAUUCGCAUAGUAUUAUACUAUGUAUUAUAUGUCAACAUAAACAUAUAAGCUUAUGUAUUGUUAAAAAAAUAUAUAUAGCUAUAAAAAUAA